GGCAAAAUGGCGGGCCGAGGUCGCGGAAGAGGUAGAGGCGCAAAUUUACCAGAGAAUCGGCCAGGAAUUCCUACAAAUGGCACCACAUCUUCUSAGCCACUAGUUGGAGCAAGCAAGGAGCCCAUUGCACCCGCUCCAGUGAACAAAUUUGAUGAAAUUUGCAAAGAAUUCAAAAAUUUGAAAUUGACAUCAAGCAACGAUACAUUGACUGACCUCGCCAAGAGAGCAAAAGAUUUAACGACCUCAGACGAUCAGUUCUUCAAAAUCAUCGACAUAUUAUAUCAAAAAGUCUUUCAAGAUAAYGAAUUUGCAGCCAAAGUGGCGGAACUCGGAAAGACUUUGAGUUCCCUUGACGAAGUUGGAGGUUGGAAGUUUCGAUCUUGUCUGCUAAAAAGAGCACAGGAGCACUACAAAAACAGAGAAAACCUCAAGRAAAACUCUGCACUGGAGUGGACAGGACUCUUGUGCCUGAUUUGCGAGAUAUUCAAAGUUCUAAGGAUAAGUGGGUCGCCAUUAAAGCCAUUGACAGGACCAAUUUAUGAAAUGCUUGGCGAACUGUUACAAAAUCUUGAUGACAGUGAACACAUUGAAUGCUUUCAUGGACAAUUUAGAAACAUUGGAAAGAUGCUUAAUGAUAUUGAUCAGGUAAAGAUGGAUGACCUUAUUAGUAAAAUAAGAGAUUCUAUACUUAGUGACAAGUCCACCUCUGAGACAAGAUGUUUGCUCACUGAACUUCUGGAGCUGCAAGCUUCAAAUUGGUCUUUACGCCCUGAAGUGGAGCGUUUCUAUUGCGAUGCCAUGGCAGAUAUACUUGCCAGUCAUGGUUAGCAAUCUCUUGGGUGUUGCAGAAUACAGAAGUCAUGAUAACAGAGGCGUAGACUUAAUAUAAURUUUAAAGGAACWAAAUUGRAUAUUCAUCAGGCAUUGGAUCUAGAAUUUUGGAACUGGCUCCUUGAACGAUAUUAUUGUAUUAAUAACGUCAAACAAAAAAAUGGACAUCAGAUACAUUUGCACACAUAAAAUGAAGGAGUCAUUUCACUUUAUGCUAUGCUUUCUCAUAAAAUAAUGCAUUACUGCACAGUACUCAAGUUUUUCUAAUAAUUAUUUUCACCUCAAAGAGGUUUUAAACUUKUUUUGAAAUAAAUAAUUGUAAAAUUUUGAACUAGAAGACAUUUUUUUUUCUUAGAUACGAAAAGACUUUUCAUGUGCAGGUUAACAGUAUUGAGCAAAGAAAUACUUUUUAUUGAUUGUACUCAUAAUAAACACAAUAUUAAUUUUAUUAUCAAUAAUAUGUACAGGAAUAUUUAAGGUGAAGUCAUCAAAGCCUGUAAAAAAACAAUUAAUGCAAUCAGAGUGUAUGAAGGACGUAUUGGUGUAAUACAUAUUUCACUGGUUUUUUGACUUCAAUCUACUGAAUUUUUAGCACUUUUAACUAAAAGAAGUAAUCCAAAUACUUUAAGUAUAUUACAUUUUAGCUAGAGUGGAUGUACUCUGAUAAACCUUGAAACAAAUGUUGCUAAUAACUACUAUGUUUAUCAAACAAUAGAAAACAAAACAAUUAGUAUAAUUUAGUACUAAGUYUCACAGAUAGUUUAAGCUCUACUUAGCCUUUGCAAGCUACUUUUUAGCUAGG
Molecule: messenger RNA, 1633 nt
Organism: Exaiptasia diaphana
Lineage: Eukaryota; Metazoa; Cnidaria; Anthozoa; Actiniaria; Aiptasiidae
Product: MIF4G domain-containing protein A
Exons: 3
Coding region: 7-828 (273 amino acids)
Biological process (GO): regulation of translational initiation
Cellular component (GO): cytosol
Molecular function (GO): translation activator activity; protein binding; RNA binding
Source: RefSeq, a predicted model, not a curated record